Molecule: messenger RNA, 434 nt
Organism: Ictidomys tridecemlineatus (thirteen-lined ground squirrel)
Lineage: Eukaryota; Metazoa; Chordata; Mammalia; Rodentia; Sciuridae
Source: RefSeq, a predicted model, not a curated record
CAGCGGCACCUGGCUCCGCUCCCGUCUCUUGCAGGGCCAGAAAAGGUGUCAUGGAAGGGUUCCUAUUCGAGCCGGAUUACCCCCCGGACCCCGACCGCCUGUGGAGGUGGAACAUGCUCUUGUAUGUGGACGAGACCUACCGAACCUGGUUGCCCAUCAUCAUCAAGAUGGAGGGUAGCCUCCAGGUGCUCAUGCGCCAGGAAGACUACCCCUUGGAAAGCCCUCUGAGUCCCAGUGAGAUGACUCCGAGCCUCCUGCCUGUGUUGUAUCAGCUGUACCCUGAAAGAAGAUACCGAGGCUCAGACUCCAGCCUCUGGCGCAUAGUGUACCACAUCGAGGUCCCCAGGGAGACGCUCUUUGGCCAACAGUCGCAGGCCAAGCCUGAAGGGGAAGACCUGGGCCACCCAGGUCCCAUCUGCUGCUCAGGCCACUAG